AUGCAUAGUUUGGCCAGAUUCUCCUUUAUCAGGGCCCUUAGUCCCUUGAAGCACGCAAGCAUAUCGCGUGCCGUGUCAUCAUUUACCCCGGGAUACGUUGGAGUGGCUCACAAAUUAUCAACCAUCUCAACUCGAUGCCCUACGCUAGUACGCGCGAAUUCAUCUGUUGCAGCCAAUGUCGGGGCCGCGUCCGGUAGCAGCACAAACGAGGAUCCAUGGCCUGUCCACUUGAAACAUUCUAAGUGGGAGUCGUUGCAGCUCGGUCAUGCAGGUCAAAACAGCAACUUUGGAACAUUUUGGCUCCGGGACAACUGCCAAUGCUCUAAAUGUAUCCAUCCAGACACAAGACAACGAACUGUUGAUACGUUCGCGAUCCCUGAUGAUGUCCGUAUCAAGAACCUCAGAUAUGAAAUUGAAGGUGUGGAAGUAGACUGGUCGGACGGGCAUUGUGCCUAUUAUCCAUUCUCGUGGCUCAAGAGCCAUUCCAACAAGCCUGUUACGAAGUUGGAAUCAAACCCCGAAUUGACUUUCCGAAAGAUCAAGUCAUACGUUCCAGGCAGAGACAGUACAUUUCCAACAUUUCCUUACUCAGAUAUCAUGGCCGACGAUGGUGCUCUGCGUGACUGGCUUGAAGGAAUUUACGACUGGGGAUUUGCUUUUGUACAAGGAGUUCCUACCAACCCCGAAUCAACCGAAGCUCUCCUAAAGAGGAUUGCUUUCAUCAGAAACACUCAUUACGGUAAGGCAACAUCAUUGGCCUUUCCUGAUACCGCAUACACGACGGAAUUUCUCGGUGCACAUACGGACAACACCUAUUUUACCGACCCUGCGAGGCUCCAGCUCUUCCACCUUCUAUCCCAUACCGAUGGAGAUGGCGGCGCCAGCCUGCUUGUUGACGGUUUCCGGGCUGCUUCGAUUCUCCGUGAAGAGAGCCCGCAAGACUUCGAGGUAUUGAUGUCGACGAACCAUCCUUACCACUCGAGUGGCAAUGAGGACGUAUGCGUGCAACCGGCGGAGCAAGCUCCCGUUCUUAAGGUUCACCCUGAACUACAACGGCUAUAUCAAAUUCGCUGGAACAAUUAUGACAGAGCCGCCAAGAAGAACUGGAACUGGGAGGACCAGGUAAAAUGGUAUACGGCAGCACGGCACUGGGACGAGAUCAUCCGUCGUAAAGACAUGGAGAUCUGGACACAGCUUGAACCAGGGACAGCCCUCAUAAAUAACGAUGACUUCAUUUCACGAUACCGUUUACUCAAAUUCGGUCGCGAGGAGGUACUAAGAAAUAUUGGCAAUGAUCAGUGGUCUCUGGAAAACCCCAACUACUACCUUUGA
Molecule: messenger RNA, 1332 nt
Organism: Aspergillus niger
Lineage: Eukaryota; Fungi; Ascomycota; Eurotiomycetes; Eurotiales; Aspergillaceae
Exons: 11
Coding region: 1-1332 (443 amino acids)
Biological process (GO): carnitine biosynthetic process
Cellular component (GO): mitochondrion
Molecular function (GO): trimethyllysine dioxygenase activity; iron ion binding
Source: RefSeq, a predicted model, not a curated record